AUGGCCAACUGCUAUUUCUUGGAGGAGGCGAGCGCGAUGCCGAGGCCGACGAGGCCUGCUAUGGCGACGAGUGUAGCACUAUAUACUCACAGCAUGGCUAACUGCUAUUUCUUGGAGGCGAGCGCGAUGCCGAGGCCGACGAGGCCUGCUAUGGCGACGAGUGUAGCACUAUAUACUCACAGCAUGGCUAACUGCUAUUUCUUGGAGGCGAGCGCGAUGCCGAGGCCGACGAGGCCUGCUAUGGCGACGAGUGUAGCACUAUAUACUCACAGCAUGGCUAACUGCUAUUUCUUGGAGGCGAGCGCGAUGCCGAGGCCGACGAGGCCUGCUAUGGCGACGAGUGUAGCACUAUAUACUCACAGCAUGGCUAACUGCUAUUUCUUGGAGGCGAGCGCGAUGCCGAGGCCGACGAGGCCUGCUAUGGCGACGAGUGUAGCACUAUAUACUCACAGCAUGGCUAACUGCUAUUUCUUGGAGGCGAGCGCGAUGCCGAGGCCGACGAGGCCUGCUAUGGCGACGAGUGUAGCACUAUAUACUCACAGCAUGGCUAACUGCUAUUUCUUGGAGGCGAGCGCGAUGCCGAGGCCGACGAGGCCUGCUAUGGCGACGAGUGUAGCACUAUAUACUCACAGCAUGGCUAACUGCUAUUUCUUGGAGGCGAGCGCGAUGCCGAGGCCGACGAGGCCUGCUAUGGCGACGAGUGUAGCACUAUAUACUCACAGCAUGGCUAACUGCUAUUUCUUGGAGGCGAGCGCGAUGCCGAGGCCGACGAGGCCUGCUAUGGCGACGAGUGUAGCACUAUAUACUCACAGCAUGGCUAACUGCUAUUUCUUGGAGGCGAGCGCGAUGCCGAGGCCGACGAGGCCUGCUAUGGCGACGAGUGUAGCACUAUAUACUCACAGCAUGGCUAACUGCUAUUUCUUGGAGGCGAGCGCGAUGCCGAGGCCGACGAGGCCUGCUAUGGCGACGAGUGUAGCACUAUAUACUCACAGCAUGGCUAACUGCUAUUUCUUGGAGGCGAGCGCGAUGCCGAGGCCGACGAGGCCUGCUAUGGCGACGAGUGUAGCACUAUAUACUCACAGCAUGGCUAACUGCUAUUUCUUGGAGGCGAGCGCGAUGCCGAGGCCGACGAGGCCUGCUAUGGCGACGAGUGUAGCACUAUAUACUCACAGCAUGGCUAACUGCUAUUUCUUGGAGGCGAGCGCGAUGCCGAGGCCGACGAGGCCUGCUAUGGCGACGAGUGUAGCACUAUAUACUCACAGCAUGGCUAACUGCUAUUUCUUGGAGGCGAGCGCGAUGCCGAGGCCGACGAGGCCUGCUAUGGCGACGAGUGUAGCACUAUAUACUCACAGCAUGGCUAACUGCUAUUUCUUGGAGGCGAGCGCGAUGCCGAGGCCGACGAGGCCUGCUAUGGCGACGAGUGUAGCACUAUAUACUCACAGCAUGGCUAACUGCUAUUUCUUGGAGGCGAGCGCGAUGCCGAGGCCGACGAGGCCUGCUAUGGCGACGAGUGUAGCACUAUAUACUCACAGCAUGGCUAACUGCUAUUACUUGGAGGCGAGCGCGAUGCCGAGGCCGACGAGGCCUGCUAUGGCGACGAGUGUAGCACUAUAUACUCACAGCAUGGCUAACUGCUAUUUCUUGGAGGCGAGCGCGAUGCCGAGGCCGACGAGGCCUGCUAUGGCGACGAGUGUAGCACUAUAUACUCACAGCAUGGCUAACUGCUAUUUCUUGGAGGCGAGCGCGAUGCCGAGGCCGACGAGGCCUGCUAUGGCGACGAGCGAGCGCGAUGCCGAGGCCGACGAGGCCUGCUAUGGCGACGAGUGUAGCACUAUAUACUCACAGCAUGGCUAA
Messenger RNA from Cydia strobilella, 1854 nucleotides. RefSeq lists its product as uncharacterized. NCBI's taxonomy places the organism in Eukaryota, Metazoa, Arthropoda, Insecta, Lepidoptera, Tortricidae. The transcript has 2 exons. The coding region runs from base 1 to 1854 and encodes 617 amino acids. The record is from RefSeq and is a predicted model, not a curated record.